Zingiber officinale is the source of this 378-nucleotide messenger RNA. Its product is annotated as elongation factor 2-like. The coding region runs from base 1 to 378 and encodes 125 amino acids. The record is from RefSeq and is a predicted model, not a curated record. The transcript has a single exon. Gene Ontology annotation, biological process: translational elongation. Gene Ontology annotation, molecular function: ribosome binding; translation elongation factor activity; GTPase activity. Gene Ontology annotation, cellular component: cytosol; ribonucleoprotein complex. NCBI's taxonomy places the organism in Eukaryota, Viridiplantae, Streptophyta, Magnoliopsida, Zingiberales, Zingiberaceae.
AUGGUGGGUGCUAGUGAGCUACAUAUUGAGAUAUGCUUGAAAGAUUUGCAAGAAGAUUUCAUGGGAGGAGAGAUCAUUGUUUCAGAUCCUGUGGUUUCUUUCCAUGAAACUGUGUUGGAGAAAUCAAGCAGGAGUGUUAUGAGCAAAUAUCCAAACAAUCCCAACAGGCUUUAUAUGGAAGCCCAACCAAUGGAAGAAGCCCUCGUUGAGGCCAUUGAUGGAGGGCGUAUUGACCCAAAAAAUGAUCCUAAAGUGAGAUCAAAGAUCCUAUCUGAGGAGUUUGGCUGGGAUAAGGAUCUCGCUAAGAAGAUUUGGUGCUUUGGGCCUAAGGCUACUGGUUUGAACAUAGUGGUUGAUAUAUGCAAGGGAGUUCAUUAA